Messenger RNA from Musca vetustissima, 2243 nucleotides. Its product is annotated as MOXD1 homolog 2-like. Gene Ontology annotation, cellular component: secretory granule membrane. Gene Ontology annotation, molecular function: copper ion binding; dopamine beta-monooxygenase activity. The record is from RefSeq and is a predicted model, not a curated record. NCBI's taxonomy places the organism in Eukaryota, Metazoa, Arthropoda, Insecta, Diptera, Muscidae. Gene Ontology annotation, biological process: norepinephrine biosynthetic process; octopamine biosynthetic process; dopamine catabolic process. The transcript is spliced from 10 exons. Bases 42 to 2180 code for a protein of 712 amino acids.
UUUAACGACGAGCCAUUCAUCUGGGCAGUUAGAUUCACAUAAUGACCACACCGACGGAAGUGAAAUAUACGAGUUUAUCGCUGUCAUCGUUAAUCACAUACUUUAUAUCCUGCUUUGUUCUUGUUAGCUGCCUGCUGGAGGACGUGCCUUUGACUUUGGCAACCAAAGCCUCCACAUUGCCAUCGCCCGGCGAUGGUUGGAGUUGGGAUCAUGGUGUCGAUUUGAAUGAGGAUUUUCGUAUUUUAUGGAAAAUCAUCAAUCAAGAUAUAACAUUUGAAAUUCAAGCACGUACAAUGGGUUAUGUGGGCUUUGGAUUCUCGCCUGAUGGAAAUAUUGCCGGCUCCGAUAUGGCAAUCGGUUGGGUUGACCGAGGUCACACAUAUUUCCAGGAUAGACAUAUUAAACGCAAUGGCGACCCCGAACCAGUUGUGGACCCCUCUCAGGACUACAUUCUUAUCAUGGGAUACGAAAAUAGUACUCACACCGUUCUACGCUUUCGAAGGAAACUCAAUACAUGUGAUGCGAUGCAUGACAUAGCAAUAACGAAUGAUACCAUGCGCAUAUUAUUUAUGUACAACGAACAAGACCCACUUCAUGGAUCUGUAAAACCUGGUAGACUGCCUGAUCCAGCGUCGUCAUUUCGUCCCUACAGACCAAUGUUAUUGACACAGCGACCUUUUUCACAAUAUAAGCACCAGGACCAUGUACGAAUCCUGGAACUACGCAAUGAAGAUGUUGAACUACCAGGGGCUGAUGAUACACUGAUUUGGUGCAAAAUGUUCAAGCUAGAUGACAUGAAGCAUAAACAUCACCUAAUUAGGUACGAACCGAUAUACGACUCACCGUCUAGUGUACAUUACUUGCAACACAUCACACUGCGAGAAUGUCAUGGAAUACACGAGGAACUGGAAGAAAUGGCGCGCGAACAGGGAAGACAAUGUAUGGGUGCCCGAGAUAUUCCACUAGCAUGUAAUGCAAUUGUUGCUUCAUGGUCGCGGGGUUCUAAUAGCUUUACAUUUCCAGACGAAACUGGUUAUCCGAUGGAGUCUCGCCAAGCAAAGUAUUAUCUAAUGGAGACACAUUACAAUAAUUUACAGCCAGAUGUAACCCAACUACCUACCCGACAGAUGGCAGACAACUCCGGCUUAAAAAUCUACUUCACUCACAUUCUUCGUCCACAUGAUGCUGGAGUGCUCUCAAUAGGCAUGGAUCCUAACUGGCGACACAUAAUACCUCCAGGACAAAACCAAGUCGUAUCAGAGGGACAAUGUAUGGAGGACUGCACUGCAUACGCUUUUCCGGCGGAGGGUAUUCGUAUAUUUGCGGUAAUGAUGCGCACCCAUCUAAUUGGAAAGGAAGUGAAACUUCGCCAGAUUCGACAAUAUGAGGAGUUGCCGCCAAUUGCGCACGACAGCAAUGUAGACGUCGCCUAUCAGGACUUCCGACGACUGUCAACACCCGUCCAAGCAAUGCCAGGCGACAGACUAGUAGCUGAAUGCAUUUAUGAUAGUUCGUCACGUAAAGCAAUAACCUUAGGUGGCCUGACGAUGAAGGAGGAAAGCUGCAUUGUAUUGACUCUUUACUAUCCGCGGCAAAAUAAGUUAACAACCUGUCAUUCCCUUCCUAGCCUACCGACGGUGCUCCAUUCACUGGGCAUAGAACAGCUGGCAACGGACUCCAACCCCGUGCUGAUAUCCGCUCCACCGGAAUUAGCUGGCAUGACACUCGAAACAAGAUUGUUAUCGUAUGACUGGCAAAACCAAUUCAACGAGUUUCAGGAUGCUACGAGAAAAGGCUCAUUCAAGCCCUUAUGUUGGGGGGCACGCAAUCAUGUCGUUCCCAGCACGGAAUACCUCGAGGGAUUUAACAUCAACAUCACGAAAACUUACAAAAAGCAGAAACACUGCAAACACAAGAGACUGUUUGUGACGGAAGAAACAGCGCCUGACAUCAAUUUUCCUGUUCUUCAUGAAGUCGACAACAACAAUAUCAUCGAAGGUGCUGCUCGAAGCAGCCGGAGCUCUGCGACAGAUGGAUUAUGUUCAGCCCAAAGCUAUAGCCGAACGAUUACGGUGGCGCUAUCAUCUCUGACGACACAUCUUCUAAUGGUGCAGCAUUCGGCCUUAUCCAGGUGGCAACGGUCUUGGUGGCGAUGGCGGUGGUGGUUCCUAACGUCGUAAAAGAUUUAAAAUGUCACACAUUUACCACACAAUUGUGGGUUGAGUAACGACAAACGGAAAAUA